Messenger RNA from Aspergillus ibericus CBS 121593, 2093 nucleotides. Its product is annotated as endonuclease/exonuclease/phosphatase family protein. Lineage: Eukaryota; Fungi; Ascomycota; Eurotiomycetes; Eurotiales; Aspergillaceae. Bases 125 to 1939 code for a protein of 604 amino acids. Gene Ontology annotation, molecular function: catalytic activity. The transcript is spliced from 4 exons. The record is from RefSeq and is a predicted model, not a curated record.
GGUCGGUCCCUGAUGUCUCUGGUAGGUCCACAGGUAAGACAUCGCUAUCUAAUCAGCAGAGCUGGUGGAAGAUAUAAGACCGCAUGUUGACCCGAUAGUCGACAUCGCUCCAGACAUCAUCGCAAUGCGCGCGUUCCCUUCUCUUUGCGCAGCCGCGCUGCUCCUCCCGAGCGCGUGGGCAGUGACCAUUUCCGACAUCAACGGCGACCAGUAUAUCUCCCCGUACGACGGCGAACGAGUUUCGGGUGUCAAAGGCCUCGUGACCGCCAAAGGUUCCAGUGGGUUCUACCUCCGCUCGACGGAUGCUGACUCGGACGACCGGACCUCCAACUCCGUGUACGUCUACGGCAGUAGCGGGGUGUCCCAAGUCGCGGUCGGCGACAUUGUCACCCUGAGUGGCAAGGUGUCCGAAUACCGUUCGGACUCAUCGUAUGUGUACACCACAGAGAUCGAGUCGCCUUCCGACAUCACCGUCCUUUCCAGCGGCAAUGAGGUCACCCCCAUUGUAAUCGGACAGGAUGACUUGGACCCUCCCACGGAGCAAUACUCCUCUCUGGACAAUGGUGAUGUCUUCAGUUUGCCCGGCGGUUCGAGUCUGCUUUCCACCGCCAACCCCGUGUUGGACCCGACGGAGUACGGCAUGGACUUUUGGCAGAGUCUGAGUGGGGAGUUGGCUACCUUGAUGGGGGUCACUGCCAUCGGUAAGGCCAACAAGUAUGGAGACACCUGGGUGACGGGCAACUGGCCGGUGACGGGGAGGAAUGACCGAGGAGGGUUGACCAUGCGCGCCAACGAUUCGAAUCCGGAAUCCAUCGUGAUCGGAUCCCCCCUGGACGGAAGCGAUAACCCCACUGAUACCCAACUGGGCGACACCUUCGAGGACGUCACGGGAAUCAUCACGCAGGCAUAUGGAUUCUAUACGCUGCUUCCUUUGACCGCAUUGGAGAGGACAGGGUCGAAUUCGACACAGGCGGCGGCCACGACUCUCAGCUCGGAUGGAACCUGUAGUGCCAUCACCAUCGGCGAUUAUAACGUUGACAACUUCUCGCCAGAUACCACCCGGAUGAGCGGGAUUGCCGACCACAUUGCCAAUUACCUGAAGAGCCCCACCAUCGUGUUCCUGCAGGAGAUCCAGGACGAUAGCGGGUCAACCGAUGAUGGCGUUGUGUCCGCCAAUUUGACACUGUCGAAGCUGGCUAGCGCGAUCAAGGAACAAGGCGGAGUUCAAUAUAGCUACACGGACAUUGACCCCAUCAACGACACGAACGGCGGAGAAAAAGGCGGUAAUAUCCGCGUGGCCUACCUGUACGACCCGUCGGUGGUCCGCCUGCGAAAUUACAACCCUGGGUCCAGUACCGACGCUACGGAGGUCCUCGCGAGUGGCGGCCUGAGCUACAACCCGGGCCUGAUCGAUCCCACCAACGAGGCCUGGAACGACAGUCGCAAGCCAUUGGCAGCCGAGUGGGAGACAUUAGAUGGCAAGAACAGUUUCUAUACCAUCAACGUCCACUUCACAUCCAAGUAUGACAGCACUUCCCUCGAGGGGGACCCGCGACCCCCGAUCAACGGGUGGGUGGAGAACCGCGUGGAGCAGGCUGAAGUGGUUGCGAAAUUUGUCACGUCUAUCCUCGCUGUCAAUUCUGACGCGAAGAUAGUCACCGCGGGCGACUUCAACGAGUAUGCGUUUGUGGAGCCUGUCGAGGUCUUUGCCUCUGAGUCGACGCUGCAAGACCUGGAGGAGGUGACUGGGAUUCCUGCGACGGAGAGGUAUACUUAUUUGUACAAUCAAAACUGCGAAUCGCUGGACCACAUCUUCAUUAGUUCGGCAUUGACGUCUGGGGCCCAGAUGGAGCACAUCCAUGUCAACACCUGGGUGUCAACUGCCGACGAGCUGUCGGACCACGAUCCCACCGUGGCCUUGUUGAACGUGUGCGAAUGAACUACAUCGGGACUUGUGUGCCCCAACUUGCCGUGCUAGGGACCCGGCAGGCCUGAGCGCUGGUACUACCAAGUGGGUUCCCCAAGUUAUAGAGAGGCAAUAGAUUAAAUAUUAGCGAUUGGCCACUAGCGAACUGAAAUGCACAUGGUAGCUG